UUGGUGUGACGCACUGCGCAGACGAUCGACCCGCUGAGAAGUGGAUUUGCCUGUCGCAGCUAUUUUUGCGAUAAAUUAUAGAAAUUGUAAAAGACGGCCGAAACGUGUAGUUUGCGUUAAUUUAUCGAUCGGAGUGGACGUCUAAGAAAAAGUGUUUGGAAAUUCAUGUGCCAUAGGAAAACUCUAAUCUUCAACAUGUCCUACAUCACACGGCUCACUUUGAGUCAUAACAAGAUAACCAUGAUCAGUCCGGGUAUAGCCAACCUGCUCAACUUGGAGAUAUUAAAUCUAUCCAACAAUGGUUUACGUGAACUGCCAGUUUCGCUUUCAUCAAUGCCUAAACUGCGUAUCCUGAAUGUUUCGCUGAAUCGUUUAGAUAGCCUGCCACGUGGAUUCGGUGCAUUUCCGGUAUUGGAGGUGCUCGACCUCUCCUACAAUAAUCUCAAUGAAAACGUGCUGCCCGGUAACUUCUUCAUGAUCGAAACACUUCGAGCACUCUACUUGGGCGACAAUGAUUUCGAGCAUAUCCCAAAAGAAUUGGGAAAUUUAAAAAAUUUGCAAAUACUCGGAUUACGUGACAAUGAUUUGCUCGAUUUGCCGCGUGAAAUUGGCGAGUUGACUCGUCUGCGGGAGCUGCACAUACAAAACAACCGCCUCCAGGUUUUGCCACCCGAAGUGGGUAAUCUCGAUUUGUUGGGCAGCAAGUCGGUGAUGAAGAUGGAGGAAAAUCCAUGGGUGGUGCCGAUACAGGAGCAAUAUUUGCUGGGCAUUAGUCACGUCAUCGAGUAUAUAAAAACUGAGACGUACAAAAUACUCUAUAAUCGCCACAUAAAAAGUGACCGUGGACCGCCACCACCAAAGGCUGAUAAAAGCAAGAAGGCGUCCCGCAUACGCGCAUGAGCUGACUCACCCUCAAAUUUGCCAAAGCGAUGUGCCUUUCUGAGCCAAGCUUAAUGCAAGCAAAUUGAAUGCUUUUUAAUUGUAUUAACAAUUAGGGCCGGUAACUCAAUGUCUGGUUAACCCUAACUGCAGGUUAAACUAUUUUAUCGACGUGAUCGCCAGGGAGUCGAUAAUGUCGGAAACGGUGUUUAAGCUGUAGUUAGCGUUAACCAGACAUUGCGUAACCGGCCUUUGGUGCUUUGUAAUUGUAUGAAUUUUUCUCUUUGUAUAAACUUUGACAUGCAUACUUACAUUCAACACACAUAUAUUCUUUUGUACUACUAAUCUUAAGUGAAUAUUAAAUUAUUUUGAAACCACAACAAAAAAUCCGUGUUUAUAGGUUCUAUGGAAUCGUAAGUAACGUAUUUUUAAAUUAUUUAUGCAAAAAAAUUGUAAUUUUGUUAUUUAAUAUGCCAAUGCACAAUGGAAUGCCUGGAGAUAAGCUGAACCAAAAAUUGUACAAAUGUUACGAUUUUCUGAGAUUUUACAUGCGCUAUAUUCCUACUUAGGAAAGAAUAAAUAAAUUUAGAAUUGUAUACUUUUUAGUUAAGUA
Rhagoletis zephyria (snowberry fruit fly) is the source of this 1492-nucleotide messenger RNA. RefSeq names its product ras suppressor protein 1 (gene ics). The record is from RefSeq and is a predicted model, not a curated record. Gene Ontology annotation, cellular component: cytoplasm. NCBI's taxonomy places the organism in Eukaryota, Metazoa, Arthropoda, Insecta, Diptera, Tephritidae. Gene Ontology annotation, molecular function: protein binding.